AUGGCCAAUGAAAUCUCUGGAGCACAGUCAUUAGAUGAUUAUCACGUGUCUUUCGAUUCAUUUCAUUCAGGUGAAACUCCCAAAACAGCAUCUGACGCCACAAAGUUUUUUCUUAUUGAUGCAAAUGAAGUUCUAAAUACUCCAACUGCAAUAUCUAAGACUUCAAGUUCAGGGGGAUUGUUUUUCGCCGAUGAUUUUCACAAACGUCUACCUGUCCUCAACUCACUUCCAAAUGACCACCAUUCGUCAGUAGCAGUAGAAUGCGAACAUCCUAAUGCAACCGGUGAGUGUUCUAAACGUUUUCCUGGCCGUAUUAUAACUUUCUGUAGUUUAAAUAUGGUCCUAGCUAACUUGUCUGUCUACUAA
Molecule: messenger RNA, 366 nt
Organism: Schistosoma mattheei
Lineage: Eukaryota; Metazoa; Platyhelminthes; Trematoda; Strigeidida; Schistosomatidae
Source: the annotation of a GenBank genome assembly